UGCCCACAUGUAAGUGUAGAAAACUACAUACAGUGUGUGCAGUGUGUGAGUUCUAUUGGAACUUCUCAAAAGACAUACACAGGUUUUUUUUCCUAAGCUAAGUCAGCUAUAUGGCUUUAAUAGACCAAGAUGUUGCUGAAAAGUUUCUGGACAGUAAUCCUGCCUUUGCCAAGCAAUACUACGAUUCCCACUUUAGGGCCCAGGUUGUGUCGAAACUGCUUUCCACAUCCAAGAAGACAGAAGUGGACAUCAGCCAGUACCAUGACCUGAGCUCGGUGGAGGAGAGCGAGUUUGUGUUUGACAUGGUGCGGGACCUGCAGGACCACCUCCAGAUGGAGAAGGCUCUGUUCAACCUCAUGCGCCAUCUGAGCUUCAUCAUGCACGCUGACCGUAUGAGCCUGUUCAUGUACCGGCAGAGGAAUGGCACGGCCGAGCUGGCUACUCGCCUCUUCAAUGUCCACAGAAAUUCCACAAUGGAGGAGUGCCUGGUUCCUCCAGACAGUGAGAUUGUGUAUCCACUAGACAUGGGUAUUGUGGGGCAUGUUGCCACUGUAAAGAAGACAGUUAAUGUACCUGAUGUGACACAGUGCCCGCACUUUAGUGACUUUGUGGACAAACUGACAGAGUAUGAGACGAAGAACAUUCUGGCGACUCCCAUCAUGAACGGGAAGGACAUGGUUGCAGUCAUAAUGGCGGUUAACAAGAUUGGUGGCUCCUGUUUUACCACACAGGAUGAAGAGGCUCUGAACAAAUAUUUGAACUUUGCCAACCUUGUCCUUCGAGUUUUUCACCUGAGCUAUUUGCACAACUGUGAAACCAGAAGAGGGCAGGUUUUGCUCUGGUCUGCCAGCAAAGUGUUUGAAGAGCUGACGGAUAUCGAAAGGCAGUUCCACAAAGCCCUGUACACAGUGCGAGCCUUCCUCAACUGUGACCGCUACUCUGUGGGCCUGUUGGACAUGACCAAAACAAAAGAAUUCUUUGACCUUUGGCCUGUUCUUAUGGGUGAGGUGCCUCCAUAUACAGGACCAAAGACUCCUGAUGGCAGAGAAAUCAUCUUCUACAAAGUGAUUGAUUAUAUAUUACAUGGAAAGGAGGACAUUAAAGUAAUACCAAACCCUCCUGCUGAUCACUGGGCCCUGGUUAGUGGACUGCCUACCUAUGUGGCUGAAAAUGGCCUGAUCUGUAACAUCAUGAAUGCUGCCCAGGAUGACUUCUUUAACUUUCAAAAAGAGCCUUUGGAUGAAUCAGGCUGGACUGUAAAAAAUGUCCUGUCUCUACCCAUCGUGAACAAGAAAGAGGAAAUAGUUGGCGUGGCAACAUUCUAUAACAGGAAAGAUGGAAAGCCAUUCGAUGAAAUGGAUGAAACUCUAAUGGAGUCCCUGACUCAGUUCCUGGGUUGGUCAGUGCUCAACACAGACACUUAUGAUAAGAUGAACAAGCUAGAGAAUCGCAAGGACAUUUUUCAGGACAUGGUGCUUUACCACGUCAAGUGCAGAAAGGAUGAGAUCCAGAACAUCUUGAAUACACGUGAGUUGUAUGGGAAAGAACCAAAUGAAUGUGACGAAGAUGAACUGGAAGAUAUUCUGGCUGAAACUCUACUAAACUCAAAGGAAACAGAGAUCUAUGAGUUUCAUUUCUGUGACUUUGAGCAUUCUGAGCUGGACCUGGUUAAGUGUGGUAUUUCAAUGUACUAUGAGCUUGGAGUAGUCGACAAGUUUCAUAUACCUCGUGAGGUGCUGGUGAGAUUUGUGUACUCAGUCAGUAAAGGCUAUAGAAAGAUCACCUACCACAACUGGAGACAUGGAUUUAAUGUGGGCCAGACGAUGUUCACACUUCUCAUGACGGGUGACCUGAAGCGCUACUACACAGAUUUGGAAGCCAUGGCCAUGGUCACAGCUGGCUUAUGCCACGAUAUCGAUCACCGUGGGACAAACAACCUCUACCAAAUGAAAUCUGCGAACCCACUGGCAAAGCUGCACGGUUCUUCCAUUCUUGAGAGGCACCAUCUGGAGUUUGGUAAAACCCUGCUGAGAGAUGAAGACUUGAAUAUCUACCAGAAUCUUAAUCGACGGCAGCAUGACACUGUCAUCCAUUUGAUGGAUGUAGCAAUUAUUGCCACAGACUUGGCUUUGUAUUUCAAGAAAAGGGCCAUGUUUCAAAAAAUUGUGGACCAAUCCAAAACUUAUGAGAACUGGAACGACUGGACAAAGUACAUGAUGCUGGAGACGACCAGGAAAGAAAUUGUGAUGGCCAUGAUGAUGACUGCCUGUGAUUUGUCUGCUAUUGCCAAGCCCUGGGAGAUCCAGAGCAAGGUGGCACUGUCUGUGGCUGCGGAGUUUUGGGAGCAGGGUGACCUGGAGAGGACUGUGCUUGAGCAACAACCUAUUCCCAUGAUGGACAGAAACAAAGCAGAUGACCUACCCAAACUGCAGUGCGGUUUCAUUGAUUUCGUCUGUUCCUUUGUGUAUAAGGAGUUCUCUCGCUUCCAUGUACAGAUCACGCCCAUGUUGGACAGGCUACUAAACAACAGGAAGGAGUGGAACGCUCUUAAAGAAAUACAUGAGGCCAAGCUGGCAAAGAUUGAGGAAGAAAAGAAGGCUAAGGAAGAGGCCACAGCUGCAGCAGCAGCUGCCAAACAGGCAAGCACAGCCCAGGCCUCCCAGUCCAAGACCUGUGUCCUUAGCUGAAAAGGAAAUCUAUCUAUCUAUCUAUCUAUCUAUCUAUCUAUCUAUCUAUCUAUCUAUCUAUCUAUCUAUCUAUCUAUCUAUCUAUCUAUCUAUCUAUCUAUCUAUCUAUCUAUCUAAUUUAGGAAUCACAACAACUGCUUUAUGUCAUUUACGUAGACUGGGGUGAGUAAAUAUACUAAAUAAAUCCACUAUGUGAUCUGUA
Silurus meridionalis is the source of this 2889-nucleotide messenger RNA. RefSeq names its product phosphodiesterase 6A, cGMP-specific, rod, alpha (gene pde6a). The transcript is spliced from 22 exons. Gene Ontology annotation, biological process: signal transduction. The record is from RefSeq and is a predicted model, not a curated record. Lineage: Eukaryota; Metazoa; Chordata; Actinopteri; Siluriformes; Siluridae. Gene Ontology annotation, molecular function: protein binding; 3',5'-cyclic-nucleotide phosphodiesterase activity. The coding region runs from base 111 to 2687 and encodes 858 amino acids.